Messenger RNA from Eruca vesicaria subsp. sativa (arugula), 486 nucleotides. Lineage: Eukaryota; Viridiplantae; Streptophyta; Magnoliopsida; Brassicales; Brassicaceae. The record is from the annotation of a GenBank genome assembly.
AUGAACACGUACAACAUGGUUAAACAAGAUUUUAUCAAGAAAUGGAUAAUUACUCUACACAUGUUAGAUUCUUUUGUUGGACAUCCCACGAACGUACACGAUAAGAAAGACAUGAUAAGGCUAUCAUCAGACAUAGCAAUUGCAGUUGCAAGAAGCGGCUCAACAUUAUGGAGCCGUGUUCUCAUCUCUAAGACCAGAAACAAGACAGUACCUGUGGCUCGUCGAAUACUCAAGAUAGCUCGAAAUCGGGUAAGGAGUCGUUGUACUACUAUUGGACGAAAUGCCAACUUUACUACGAAAAUCAGAGUGAGAAAAGGUACGGAGUUGCUCAAGAGGCUAGUACCGGGAGGCGAGUUAAUAGACGAAAAAGAUGAGUUGAUAAGAGAAACACUUGAUUAUAUUGUUUAUCUCCGAGCGCAAGUUGACGUUAUGCGAACCGUUGCAGCCGUCCAUCCAGUCACCAGAGACUUGAACGAAUGCCCAUAG